AUGGAGCAAUUCCUCAAUAAAGUACUCGACAGUUCCUUCCACAGCGACUGUUUAAAAUGUUCGUGCUGUGAAGAGAAACUGGUGACAAAAUGCUAUAUGAAGAACAAUUCACUGUUUUGUCGAAAUCACUUUUUUAAAAAAUUCGGGACCAAAUGCGGUAUGUGCAAAGAAGGGAUAUCCCCCGAUUGCAUCGUCCGAAAAGCAAACGAACAUGUAUAUCAUAUGGAGUGUUUUCAAUGUACGAUAUGCAAGCGUGAUAUGGAGACCGGCGAUGAAUUCUACCUGAUCCCAAUCGAAGGGAAAAUUGUUUGCAAAGCCGACUAUGAAGUGGCAAAGAAUAAAACCCCGGAUUUGGAGAUGGAGAAUACGAAUAAAAGGCCGAGGACGACGAUAUCGGCAAAGAGUUUGGAGACGUUGAAGCAGGCAUAUCAUACCAGUUCAAAACCUGCACGUCAUGUUCGAGAACAACUUGCGGCUGAAACUGGGUUGGACAUGAGGGUUGUUCAGGUUUGGUUCCAAAAUCGACGUGCUAAAGAAAAACGCCUGAAAAAAGAUGCUGGAAGGUCUUGGACAGGAGGAAACCAAAAAACUGACUCCGAUAGUAACUCACCGACAGAAAGUAUUAAUGGACAAAGCCCCGGAUACGGCUACAUCGAAACGCCCAACGACCACGAUAACCGAGUAGAUAGUGUCUACGCGGAUUAUCAGCUCCUGAGCCAAGGCCCACCUGGCAGUACAAUUCAAGCCACUUCCCCCAUGUCUUCAGAUAUGGAAAAUUUCCAUCCGAUUCGAAGCCUCAACGUCGCAGAUCUAGGAUUGCCGCCAUCCGGAGCAUUGCUUGGGUUGGAUCAGAUUCAAGCAGGCCCAACCCCGCUUUCCGCUGAGCACCUCCUGUUUCCAAUGACAUCAUCAUUGGACCCGGGCGCUAUGGCUGGACUGGCACAUCAUUUUAUGCAG
Molecule: messenger RNA, 957 nt
Organism: Mesorhabditis spiculigera
Lineage: Eukaryota; Metazoa; Nematoda; Chromadorea; Rhabditida; Rhabditidae
Source: the annotation of a GenBank genome assembly